Molecule: messenger RNA, 666 nt
Organism: Aphis gossypii (cotton aphid)
Lineage: Eukaryota; Metazoa; Arthropoda; Insecta; Hemiptera; Aphididae
Exons: 4
Coding region: 1-603 (200 amino acids)
Source: RefSeq, a predicted model, not a curated record
AUGAACGUUGGAAAGUAUGACUGGAAGGUGUUGGCAGACCUGCCUGUCACCAAUGCGGUCGCCGUUCGGCUGGGUUCUAGGGCGGAUGACGAUCCGUCCGCGGCGGAGGCGGAGGACGACGCCGAAGACGAGAACAUGGACCGUCACGACCACUGUGCAGCGGCGAUUGCUACCGUAACGGUCCAUGUUCUUGUCUUCGACGUCGUCCUCCGCCUCCGCCGUGGACGGAUCGUCAUCCACCCCCGAACCCAGCCGAACGGCGACCGUAUUGCAGCGGUUCUCAACCUUUCUGUAUUCGAGUACCACCUACACAGGAGAUUUUCUUCACGUACCACUUAUGAGCUUGCUACGUACCACUUGUGGUACUCGUACCACAGGUUAAGAACCGCUGCCGUAUUGGCAACGGACAGGUCCGCCGACGGCAUUGCCACCAACACCUCUUGCGCCGGCUCUUCCUGUGAUACAAUUUCCAAUUCGGCUUCCGAUAAGCCGUUGCCCGCUAUUAAUGGCUCUAUCACCGUUUUCGUGAGCCGCAGUCGUUGCAGCCGGAGCCGUAGCGACCAGAGUGGAAGCGAAGACAAAUUAAAUACUCUUAUAAAAUAAUAAUAUAUUAAGAUUAAAAACUAAACAAACUAUAGGAUAUAAUAUAGAGAUUAAAUAGAUUGA